UGAUACCUGGAGGUGUGCACCUGAUUUUUUCCCCCACCAUCUGAUACAACAUCACUUAUCAUGAGAACAUUAAUGAAAUCGUGGAUUCCUCAGUGUCUGAAGAUUAUCACAUCACCCUGCAGGUCAUUCCAUGGACAGAACCGGCUUCUAACAUCUCAGAUUAUUUCUCAUUUUGACUCUAUAAACCAGUGUAAAAAGGAACUGCCAGAAUACUUCAACUUUGCAAGCAGUGUCCUAGAUGAGUGGACACGACUAGACAAGGAUGGAAUACGACCAGCCAAUCCAGCCUUUUGGUGGGUAAAUGAUGAGGGAGAGGAGGUAAAGUGGAGCUUUGAAGAGCUGGGAUUUCUGUCUAGGAAAGCAGCUAAUAUACUUUCUGAGGCAUGUGGUCUACAGAGAGGAGACAAAGUUAUGGCAGUUCUGCCUCGUGUUCCUGAAUGGUGGUUAAUGUGUAUAGCCUGUAUCCGAACAGGAAUUAUUUUUAUUCCAGGAACAUCCCAAUUAACAGCCAAAGAUAUUUUAUACAGACUCCAGGCUUCAAAGGCCAAGUGCAUCAUUACCAAUGAUACACUGGCACCUGCAGUAGAAUCUAUCAUGCCUGACUGCGAGUUUCUGAAAAGCAAACUAAUUGUAGCCAAAAGGAGCAGAAAUGGGUGGCUGAACCUCAAAGAACUCCUUGCGGCGGCAUCUGCUGACCAUGAAUGUGUCAAGACAAGGAGUCAAGACCCAAUGAUGAUGUAUUUCACCAGUGGAAGUACAGGCUCUCCAAAAAUGGUGAUGCAUUCCCACUGCAGUUACGGCAUCGGAUUUGCAACCUCUGGCAGGCACUGGAUGGCCUUGACUCCUUCAGAUAUAAUGUGGAAUACCUCUGAUACUGGCUGGGUGAAAGCAGCUUGGUCCAGUGUUUUUGCACCAUGGAUCUGUGGGUCAUGUGUCUUUGUACACAACAUGCCACAGUUUAAACCAGCAGUUAUUGCAGAGACUCUCUCAAAAUAUCCCAUCACUGUCUUUUGCACUGCGCCCACUGCCUACCGCAUGAUGGUCCAACAUGAUCUGAGCAGCUACAAGUUUCCAAGUCUGAAGCACUGUUUAUCUGGAGGGGAACCACUCAAUCCUGAAGUGAUGGCGAAGUGGAAAAUCCAGACAGGGCUGGAUAUCCAUGAAGGUUAUGGCCAGACUGAAACAGUGACAAUAUGUGCCACUAGGAAAGGAAUGGAAAUUAAACCUGGCUCUUUUGGAAAACCUGUUCCUCCUUAUGAUGUGCAGAUCAUAGAUGAGCAUGGGGCUGUUCUGCCUGUGGGAGAAGAAGGCACCAUUGCUAUCCGAAUUCAACCAACGCGACCAUUCUGUCUGUUCUCAGAGUACUUUGAUAAUCCAGAGAAAACUGCUGCCUGUAUACGAGGAGAUUUUUAUGUCACCGGGGACAGAGCGAUUAUGGAUAAAGAAGGAUAUAUCUGGUUUGUAGCAAGAGAUGAUGAUAUCAUUAAUUCUGCUGGGUAUCGCAUUGGCCCAUUUGAAGUGGAAAGUGCAUUAAUACAACACCCUGCGGUCGCAGAGUCAGCUGUGGUCAGCAGUCCUGAUCCACUUCGAGGGGAGGUAGUCAAAGCCUUCAUUGUUUUAGCUCCUGCUUAUGCGUCGCACGAUCCAGAAAAAUUAACUCUUGAGCUGCAGCAACACGUUAAGAAGGUGACUGCACCUUACAAGUAUCCAAGGAAGGUGGAGUUUGUUCAGGAGCUGCCAAAGACAGCUACUGGGAAAAUCCAGAGAAAAGUUCUAAGGAGCAAAGAGUGGGGAAGGGUAUAACAUCAUCUGGAAACUGAGGAGAGAAAGCUUCCAUCCUUUGUACCAGCCACAGCAAAGCACUCUUGGCAUGUGGUCAUGACCCAGAGCACUAGGAGAGCAUCCAGGAAGUAAAAGACACUAAUACAGCUUGAAGAUGUGUGGUAUUAAGACUACUCUGCUGUUGACCUACAGAUUUUCAGAAGGGAGAAAGUGCAAGUAAUUAAGAAUGAGGAAUACAAGAGAAAAAGGAAGAGAUCCUAGAGUUUACAAAGGUUUACUAUUUUUAUUGGAAUGAGUACAAACAGGGUAACUACAGUGUGUUGAUAAUUAGAUCAGCAUGAGAAAUUAAUAAAA
Dryobates pubescens (Downy woodpecker) is the source of this 2136-nucleotide messenger RNA. RefSeq names its product acyl-coenzyme A synthetase ACSM4, mitochondrial. The transcript is spliced from 13 exons. Gene Ontology annotation, cellular component: mitochondrial matrix. Gene Ontology annotation, biological process: acyl-CoA metabolic process; fatty acid biosynthetic process. Gene Ontology annotation, molecular function: fatty-acyl-CoA synthase activity; fatty acid ligase activity. Lineage: Eukaryota; Metazoa; Chordata; Aves; Piciformes; Picidae. Bases 61 to 1803 code for a protein of 580 amino acids. The record is from RefSeq and is a predicted model, not a curated record.